Aspergillus aculeatus ATCC 16872 is the source of this 1171-nucleotide messenger RNA. RefSeq lists its product as uncharacterized. The record is from RefSeq and is a predicted model, not a curated record. The coding region runs from base 35 to 1150 and encodes 371 amino acids. NCBI's taxonomy places the organism in Eukaryota, Fungi, Ascomycota, Eurotiomycetes, Eurotiales, Aspergillaceae. The transcript has 3 exons.
CAUCCCACUAUAAACCUUUACCGACACAUCCACCAUGGUCCUCACUAUGAGAGGGAAGGAGAUGAUAUGCAUCGUGUCGGUGCUGGUCGGUCUCGCCUUUAUUGCAGUCAUACUGCGUGCGUUCGCCAGACUGAAGCGAAGAGUACGCUUUGGCGUUGACGACUACCUUUCCUUUGCGUCGAUUAUACUCCUCCUCGGCAUGCUGAUCGAACUGGGGCUGUGGGUGACCAUCGGAGGCAACGGAGCCCACCAAAACAGCCUGAACAAUGACACCAUGAUGAACUUCUACAAGAUCUUCCUGGCCAACCAAUUCACCUACUUCCUCCUCUGCCCGGCCAUCAAAAUCUCGAUCAUCUGUUUCUACCGCCGGGUCUUCACGACCAAGCCCUUCCAGUGGAUCACCCUGGGGAUUAACAUCCUGAUCACCCUGUGGGGGAUCGCCAUCUUCCUGGCCUGCGCGCUGCAGUGCCGGCCGCUGCGCGCCUACUGGGACCACAGCGUAGCCGGGCAAUGCCUGGACGGGAUGACGCUGAUCAUCACGAACCAGGCGUUCAACGUGCUGAUGGACUUCGUGAUUUUGGUGGUUCCGAUCCCGAUGAUCUGGGGGCUACACCGCGCCUGGCAGGAUAAGCUGGCGCUGAACGGGGUGUUCGCGCUGGGCGCCUUCGUCUGCUUCGCCAGCAUCUACCGCAUCAUCGUCCUCUUCUGGAUCGACAACGCCGACACCACCUACACCGUCUACCAGGCCACGCUGUGGACCCACGUCGAGCCCUCCAUUGGGCUCAUCUGCUCGUGUCUGCCCAUCAUCCGCGGCCUGUUCCCGCGCUUCAAGGUUCCCAGCCACCGCCGCUACCGCUCCGCCCCCUACUACAUCCCCACCGACGUCAGCACCUCACAGUUCGUCGUCUCCGCCGGCGCCAAGCCAUCCCCUAGCGGUGCUGCAGCUGCGGCGGCGGCGGCGGCGGCAGCCUCCGAGUUCUACAAAAUGGAAGAAGGCCUCGGCUCGCGCUCCACCUCGACCGACGAGCGCGAUGGCUCGACCUCGUCCAUCUUCGCGCCGAACCACUACAACCAUCACCACCACCCCAUGGACAUCACCGUGCGCACGGAUAUCAAGAUCAGCGAGGAUAGCUCGAACGGCCGUGCAUAAGAGACCUGCAGACUUCGCUAA